Messenger RNA from Oryzias melastigma (Indian medaka), 8734 nucleotides. It is a transcript of the gene lrrk2, whose product is annotated as leucine-rich repeat kinase 2. Gene Ontology annotation, biological process: protein phosphorylation. NCBI's taxonomy places the organism in Eukaryota, Metazoa, Chordata, Actinopteri, Beloniformes, Adrianichthyidae. Bases 550 to 8208 code for a protein of 2552 amino acids. Gene Ontology annotation, molecular function: protein kinase activity; GTP binding; ATP binding. The record is from RefSeq and is a predicted model, not a curated record. The transcript is spliced from 52 exons.
GAAAAGAUUUCACUUCUCUACUAAAUCGCGCUCCUGUUUUACUGCUGGACGUAGAACUGUAUGUGCGCGUGUUUCUAAAUUCAUUUUAAAUGGGGAAAAAAAUCAGAGUCAAUCAGUGUAAAGUUUUUCUUUUUGAAGUUCAACCUAAAACGGACUUUGCGUUGGAGGACAAACCAACCGGGCCGGGCGGAACCGGACCGGGACAGCUGCCAGAGUCUGUAAAGGGGAAGUUUCCCUGACGGGGUCACAUGACCGAGUGAGUGCGGUGAAAACAGGAACCGAGUCUGUCUGUCGGAGUCUCCGAGGCCACAAGAGGAACCCGAUCCUCACAAAGAGAAAGUUGUUCCAGGACGUCGGUGAGGUCAGGCACAGCUUCCCGGCCCGGUCCGGCUCGGCUCCACCGUCGCCGCAGGAACAUGGAGCAGCGUCCGCUGACGUCUGGGGCGCGGUGAACCCAGGCUGUCCGUCCUCUCCUCCCUGACAGCUCGGCCGGUGGAGACGCAGCCUGACCUAAAUGCAGCCCCGGCUUCCGGGAGCCUCCAGAGCAGCAUGGUGGACCAGGAGGAACUGGAGGAGUGGUUGAAGAAACUGCUGGUGAGGCUCAAGUCCCCCCAGGAGGACCGGCAGACGUCCACGCUGAUCCAGAUCAUCCAGGAUCUGCUGUCUUUAGCGCUCACAGAGUCCGCAGCUGAACUGUUUAAAGACAAAGAAGUGCAUACGCCUCUGAUGGUUGUGCUCUCCACUUACAUCAGCAGCAGAAGAGUCCAGCAGGUGGGCUUGUCCUUGUUCUGUCAGCUGAUAGAGAUAUGUCCCGACACACUGGAGCAGCUCACCAGGCCUCUUCAGGCUUCCAGAGACUGGGAAGUCCUGGCUGUGCACCAGCAGAUCCUGAAGGUGCUGUCUCAGCACAGCACAGACUGGCGCGUGACCUUGGUUGGACUUCGGGCGCUGGCUUUGCUGCUUACAUCAGACCUGAUUCCUGCUCUGCUGCUGGAGGAGGAAGAGGAUGUCUUUAGCUUGGCGGUGCAGGCGAUGAAGACUUUCCCCACCAGUGAGGAAGUUCAGUUUCAUGGCUGUGGAGUUUUGCAGCGGCUGCUGAACACAGUCAGUGACACUCGCCUGGUGGAGUUUGUGGAGAACCAGGACCACGAUGUGGUUCUCUCAGCUCUCCAAAGGUUUCCAGGAAGUCCAGACGUGCUCCUGCAGGCCAUGAAAGUGCUUCUGCCUCUGGCUCGUACUGCCAGUAAUGUGGAGGUGUUGAUGUCGGGGGGCAUUCGGUGUUACAGCUCAGUCAUCGCCGCCAUGGACGCCUUUCCGGAUGUGGAGGAGCUGCAGGAGGCGGCCUGCUGUCUCUUCAGGAGGUUCACUUCAGAGAGUUAUUACAACAUCUUGGUGAUCAAUGGCGUCCAGACAGUGACCGUUAGAGCCUGCCAGCGGUUCUCCGACAACGCUGUGCUGCAGGCCGCCGCCCUCUCCUGCCUGGCUGACCUCACUUCAACCAUUGUGCAGAACAGAGAAGUGGCUGAGCAGAGUCUGGAGGAAGGAGAGCCGGAGGAAAACAGAGGCACAGCAGAGGUGGAGGACAUGGGUCUGUGCUGGAUGGAGGACUGCCGCACAGCUCUGGAGCGCCACGCCUCGGAGCCCUUGGUUCAGGAAGCUGCAUGUUGGGCAAUUCAUCAGCUGCUCCUGCACAGAGCUCCUGUCAGCCAUUCAGAGGAGAAGCUGGAUGAAAGGACGCCUGUUCACAGACAGCUGAUGGCAGCCAUGUUGUUUCAUUCCUCCUCUCCCAGAGUGUUUAUAGCGGCUACCAGCGCCCUCGCCACGCUCGUCUCCAACAACCGUCGAAUGAGCUCUCUGCUGCUUUCCAGAGGUCUCCAUGUGAACCUGGUGGAGAUGAUGAAGAGACAUGUGGACUCGGCUGAGGUUUCCAAAGCUGCCUUCAAGCUGUUAAAGCUUCUCUUUCAUGGACGGACUACGAGUCUGGAUGAGCUGAACAUGGUCAUGGGUCAGAUCCUCAGCACCAUGAAGGAGCACAACUUCCAGCCAGAGGUCCAGCUGGAGGCGCUGCAGACCAGUCUGGUCUUCCUGUUUCCAGACAGGAGCCUGAGGGAGCACGGCGUCUCUGUGCAGGAUCCAGACAUGGCUGACCUGUCUCUCAAAGUGCUGAAAAACCAGUUUGUGGUGGAAGGGGCUCACACUCUUUACCUGGAGGUCCUCAAUAGAUUCAUAAGCUACCCGGCCAUACAGAGGUGUGGUUUGAAAGUGCUGUCUGCUCUGGCUGACUGCUCUGGUGCAGUGGACCUUCUGUGCCAGCAGGGGGCGAUAGACACAGUGCUACAUACACUACAGAUGUUCCCCAAGGACAGAGAGAUACACUACUGGGGCCUGACCCUGCUGAACUACCUGGUGUUUAAGAAGAAGCUGUCCAGGAUGAUCCUGCCUGUUCUGGCCUCUGUUGUGCUCUCGUCUCUGACUCAGUUCAGACCGGACUCUGAGAUGCUGCUGAAGAGUUUCCAGGUGGCUGUCAGGAUGCUGGACGCCUGCUCGGAUGCCGCUGCUGAGCUGCAAAAACGAGACUUUGACCGAGAGCUUUUCAAACAGCUCAGAAAGGAAAGCGAUCAGAGCGCCGCUCCGCUGUGGAAGUCGGUGUGCUUGGCUGUGUCUAAGAUGUGGAGCAACCCCGAGCUGCACUACAGCAUGCUGGAAAAAGCCUGCGUGGACGGAGACACCGUCAUGGCGGAGUGUCUGAUCGAGAUGGGUGCUGACAGCAACAAGAAGACCAAGACCGAGUCUCUCAUUUAUCAGGUGUGUGAGAGGGGUGGACCUGUGGAGCUGGUGGAGCUGCUGCUCUGCCAUGGUGCCCAUGAGCAGCACAUCCGCAGGGCGCUGGCAGUGAGCGUGAAGAGGGCAGACAGCUCCACGGUCAUCCAGCUGCUAGCCCGUCUGGGUCUGGAUGUUAAUAACGGCGCCCUGUGUCUGGGCGGGCUCAGGCUGGGUCGACUGGAGGCGGCGUGGCUGAGCCCCCUGCUGGCAGACAGAGGCAGAGGCUUCAGUCUACGCAGCAACAACAGUAGAGGCAUCAGUUUGGCAAGGUAUAUUCAGUCUUUCCAGAGAUCUAAGAGCAUCAGCUGCUCCUCCAGACUCAUGUCUGACCAGUGUCUGACCUCUGGGUACCUCUCUGACGAGAGUGAUGACUCCAGCUUCAGCGUGGUCUCCAUGGAGGACUGCUUGUUUUAUAACGAGGACCUGGAGAGUGAUGGAAGUGACUCCCUCUCAGCUGCUCUGGCUCCAAAGUCAUGUAACCAUUCAGCAGAGGAGCUGAGGGCGGAGCCUUUCAAGAGGAAACAGGGACGUCGCAGACAUGCCAGCGCAGAGGUGAACGCUCAGGACGACUUUAGCGCUUCGAUAUCUAGCGUUCACACUGAGAAUGAAAGCAGCGAGCCCGCCCUCAGGAGGUACGGAAGGUCUGGAUCCAGCCAUAGAAUGUGGGGAUCUGGGGAAAGUUCUGCUGCUCUCUUCAAAGAGAAGGAGCGGAUCCGCCUGCUGGACCUGACCGGGAAUGAGCUGGCCUCUCUUUCCUGUCUGACAGAGGACAGCUUUGUCCAGCAGCAGCUGGGGUUCCUUCUCCGCCUGGACCUCAGUCACAACAAUCUGACAGCCUUUCCCUCCGCCGUCUGCCAGAACUUGAUGAGUCUGACCCGACUGGACUUGCAGGGGAACCGGUUAGAGUCUCUGCCGGACGGGCUGCUGUCUCUGCCCUCUCUGAACACGCUCAACGUCUCUCGUAACCUCAUCGGCCCCACGCUAAGCUUCGACCCUGCAGUCACCUGUCCGGCUCUGAAGCACCUCAACCUCUCUUUUAACAAGAUCUCCGCUUUCCCUCACGAGCUGGGCUGCAGCAUGCAGCAGUUGGAGGAGCUGUCUCUGGAAGGCAACUGCAUGACGGAGCUCUGCAUGCCUCUGUGUCUGCCAGAGAUCAAACUUCUGGACGUGAGCAGGAACAGUGUAGACAACAUUUGUGCAGACUUCCUCAUCAACUGCUCCAAACUGGAACAUUUCAACGCCUCCAUGAAUAAAAUCAGUCACCUCUCUCAGCUGCCCAUCAAGGUCACGACCCUUAGACUGGCAAACAACAAAUUCAGUCAGGUUCCUGAAAGCGUCCUGGACCUUCCAGUCUUGCGGUCUCUAGACAUGCGGGCCAACACCAUCGAUUUCCUGCCUGGACCAAGCCUCUGGGCCUCCAGCAACAUUCGAGAACUCAUGUUCAGUCAGAACUGCAUCCAGAUCCUGAAUCUGAGCGGACCUGUUCACAAAUGGGCCAGGCUGGAGAAACUCCAUCUGAGUAACAACAACCUCUCCGAGGUUCCUCCUCAGAUUGGGUUGUUGGAAGGCCUCACGUCUCUGGACGUGAGUCACAACUCAAACCUGCGCUCCUUCCCCGAUGAGAUGGGGAAGCUGAGCAAGCUUUGGGACCUGCCACUGGAUGGCCUCCGGCUGCAGCUGGACUUCAAGGUCACCGGCAGCAAAACCAAAGACAUCAUCAGGUCCCUGCAGCAGCGGCUGAAGAAGGCGGUGCCGUACCACAGAAUGAAGCUCAUCGUGGUGGGGAAUCCAGGCAGCGGGAAGACCACACUGAUCCAUCAGCUGAUGAAGCAGAAGCGGCAGCUGAAUUCCAGUCAGAAUGCUGCUGGCAUUCGGGUCUCAGACUGGAACAUCAAGGACCGCGAUAAAAAGAAAAGGCUGCUGAAUGUUUGGGACUUUACAGCAGGUGGAGAGGAGUUGAGCGGCUCUCAUCUUCACUUCCUCACUCCCAGAGCUGUCUACCUGCUGGUGUACGACAUCAGUAAAGGAGCCGGUCAGGUGGAUGCCCUCAAACCCUGGCUCUUUACCAUUAAGGCGGUAGCUCCUCUCUCUCCGGUCAUCCUGGUGGGCACUCAUGCCGAUGUGAGUGAUGAGCUGCACUUCCAGGACUGUCUGAGGAAGAGCAGGGCUGAGCUGCCCCACCACCAGGGCUUCCCACCAAUCAGGGAUCAUCACAUGGGCUACUUCUGUCAGGACUCCGACUCUGUUGCCAAUCUCCGGAAGGCCAUCCUGAAGGAGGUCACCGACUUCAAGAUCCAGGGUCAGCCUGUCAUGGGCCAGCUGGUUCCAGACAGCUAUGUGGAGCUGGAGCGCAGACUUCUUCUGGAGAGGACCAGAACCUCUCCAGAGUUCCCCAUCCUCAGGCACUACCAGCUGCUCCAGCUCAUCCAGGAGAGUCAGCUGCAGCUGGAGGAGGCGGAGCUUCCACACGCCGUUCAUUUCCUCAGUGAAGUCGGGAUUUUGUUGCACUUCAAUGAUCCUGCACUGCGCCUUCAAGAGCUCUACUUUAUUGACCCGCAGUGGCUGUGCAACAUCCUCUCUCAGAAGCUGACCCUAAAGAGCGGCGGUCUGCGGGAGCAGCCCAAAGGAGUGGUUCAGCGCUCUGUGAUGGAAAAGUUUCUCUCUGAGAGCAAACGCUUCCCAAACAGCCACCUUGAGCAGUUUGUUAAAUUGUUGGAGAAGUUUCAGAUCGCCCUUCCUUUAGGGGAAGACCAGCUGCUGGUACCCAGCAGUUUGUCCAAGCACAGACCCGUCAUUGAGCUGCCUCACUGUGAGAACUCCGAGGUGAUUGUGCGGCUCUACGAGAUGCCAUACUUUCCCAUGGAUUACUGGUCUCGUCAGAUCUGCCGGCUUCUGGAGGUGUCCUCCUUUUUGCUAUGUGGACGAGACAAGAUGCUGCGACCCAAUCGCAUCUACUGGAGGACAGGCAUUUACCUGAGCUGGUCUCCUGAAGCGUACUGUCUGGUGGAAGCUGCGUCAGAGGAAGGAAGUCCCUCCAGCUUCGUCAGAAUAACUGUUCCCAUGUCACGAAAAGGCCGGGUGUUGCUGGGUCAGGUGGUGGAUCACACUGACUCUGUGCUGGAGGAAUGGUUUCCUGGUCUGCUCAACACUGACAUGCACGGCAACGGAGAGGCUCUGAUCAAGAGAUGGGCUGUGUACAGCUUCCAUGACGGACACGAGCCCAGCAGAAUUCUGCUUGAGGAUCUUUUCAGAUACGCUGAUAAUGAUUUUCUGCUGGUGAACCCAGAGGAUCCCGCCUGCACGGUCCCCAUCUCUCUGAUCGCCCCGGACCUGGUGCUGAGUGACCAGCCUGCAGGAACCAUGCUGGACAGCGAGGAGCUGGACGUCGCCCUGUCCAAAGAAAACAGGCUCGGGGAUGGAGGGUUUGGAACGGUUUAUCGGGGCGUCUACAAAAAUGAAGAAGUUGCGGUGAAGCUGUUCAACAAACAUGCGUCAGAGCUUUAUGUCUACAGGCUGCUGCGACAGGAGCUGGCGGUGUUGGGUCGCCUCCGACACCCCAGCCUGGUGGGGCUGCUGGCCGCUGGCUCGGCUCCGCAGGUCCUGGUAAUGGAGUUGGCUCUGCGGGGCUCUCUGGAUUCUCUCUUUGAACACCAGAACGGCAGCCUGAGUCGGAAGCUGCAGCACCGGAUUGCCCUGCAUGUGGCAGAUGGACUCAGAUACCUUCACUCAGCUAUGAUCAUCUAUCGGGAUCUAAAGCCUCACAACGUCCUGCUGUUCAACCUGAAGACCGGCUCCGACAUCAUUGUGAAAAUCACAGACUACGGCAUCGCCCAGUACUGCUGCAGCAUGGGAGUGAGGAGCUCAGAGGGCACGCCAGGUUUCCGAGCCCCGGAAGUGGCUCGCGGUAACGCGAUCUACAACCAGCAGGCGGACGUGUUCUCGCUGGGCCUGCUGCUCUACGACCUUCUGACCUGCGGCGAGCGGAUUUCAGAUGGCAUGAAGUUCCCCAGCGAGUUUGAUGAAGUAGCAGUUCAAGGAAAACUGCCAGAUCCGGUCCAGCAUUACGGAUGCUCACCAUGGCCCGGCUUUCAGGCUCUCAUGAAGGACUGUCUGAGGGAAAACCCUCAGGAUCGACCCACCUCUGCUCAGGUGUUUGACCGGCUGAACUCAGCAGAAAUGCUGUGUCUCAUGAGGGAGAUCCAGGACCCCCGGCUGUCCGCUGCUGAAUGUAUCACUGCAGGCUCUGGAAGCAGCGAGGGUCCUGACAGCAGACACACGGCCUGGCUGGGUGGGGGUAGCAGCAGCCGGAGGCGGGGCUUCGUCACCGCUGUGAACCUGGACAACAGCACGGUGAUGACACAGGAAGUGGACUCCAGCCCGGUCCUGUCCCUUGUGACAGUCCGGAUCCCACAGGAGGCCUGUCAUUGGCUGGUUGCUGGGACACAGUCGGGCUCCUUGCUGGUGAUCAGCGCCAAAGACCUUUCCACAUGGCACUACCUGCAGGCUGUGACUGAUGCCGUCACCUCCUUAUACUUCCACACCCACCCUUGUUGCACCCAAAGAAGAAGCUACCUUCUGGUUGGGACGGCAGAUGGGAUUCUCAGUGUUUAUGAGGACUCUGUGCUCCUGCAGGAAAACGGUCAGCCCGUCAAAACCCUCACUGUAGGAAACGUCAACACCCCACUCAUGUGUCUGGGCCCGUCCUUCCAUUCAGCUGACUCCAGAACUCUGUGGGCCGGCUGCGGGACCAAGAUCCUGUCCUUUUCUGUGGACUAUGAUGUCUCCAAGUCCAUCGACACCAGACCCAACUGUGUCCUUCAGCAGCAGCCGCCUCUGAGUGGCGAGGCGUGUGUGUCUCGCAUGGUUGUGGACAAAUACGUCUACCUGAGUAAAGCGGGAGCAUCACGCGUUGAAGUCUGGGACAAGUGGAGUGAGAGGAUGAUGGAGGGCAUUGACUGUGCUCACAUCAUCAGACACGACUCAGGCAGCAGACGCAGGUCGGGCAGCCGAGCCGAACGGCCCUCUGACGCCUCGCCGCCCUGGGCCGUGGUCAAGGCUCUGCUGCUGCAGAGCAAUGCAGCGCUCUGGAUCGGCACUAGGGGGGGCUACCUGCUGCUACUGGAGCUACCCAAACACCAGCCGCUGCAGGUCCUGGCGCUGGGCUGCGACUCGGUCCGCUCCAUCACCUCAGCGUUCAUACAGACGCUAAUCUGGAAGAAUGUGGUGCUGGUUUUGGGCCGAAGAGUCCCACAAGACAAGAAUGAGGAGUCUGUGCUGAUGGUGUGGAACAGCGUGUUGCCUACGGAGGUCAAAGACUUGAAGAAGCACUGUGAGAAGAGGGAACGCAUCGCACUGAGAAUGAGAGAGCAGCUCCAGCAGUCCUGAGCCUGCAGAGGAGUCGACCAAAAGGGAUCAACAGUCCAAAGCCCCGGCGUGUUUCCGUUCCUCACAGAGGAGGAUGUUUUGGACAAACUGCACUUUUCCUACAUGUAGUUCCCAGAAACAAAGCACAAUACAUUAAAAGACCUCAAUCCAGAAACUCGUGUUUCUGACGCUGCAGAGCCAUAUUUGAGCUUGUGACAAUCACAGAAGUCUCCAGUCCGACACAUUGGUAAAAGGGAACAUGUGGUCAGAGCCUGGACCUUAUGCUCACCUUUGAAAGCUGAACCCUGACAGAUGCUAAAUGAAGAAGGAUGUCUUCACUGAUUCCAUCACUGCACGUCAGCGAAGACACGCCUUCUCUCCGUCCUCAUUCUAUACAAUUGUGAUGGACAGUCAAAGCGGUUUUGGUUUUACCCUUAUUGGUUUAAUCUGGAGGUUUUUUUGUCUUUCAAUCAUAUUUUUGGUAUUUCUAUUAAAAAGGCACUUUUGUAAAUUGUGUGAAAUAAAGAACUGACGACAGAGAAAAGAC